AUGCAAUGUACAAGCUCUGCUAGCAUUUUUCCCAGGCUCUCAACAGAGACGUACAACCAGCGUUUGCAACGCUGCAGAGCCGUGGAGAGUGGAUGGCUGCAAGCUCUUCAUUUACUGAAACGAAUGAAGGGCCGAGUUCAAGCAGACGUCGUCUCCUUCAACACUGCGCUAACUGCCUGCGAAGGCCAUUGGGAGCACUCCUUCCAAGUGUUAGAGGCAGCAUCUUCAGAAGCCGUGGAAGCUGACGCUGUGACCCUUAGUGCUGGCAUUGGCUCCUGCCGCAAGGCGUCUCAAUGGGAGAAGGCACUGCAACUGAUGGCAUCGUUGGAUACCGUGCAGGUAGAUGUGGUUGUUUGGAACUUUGCAAUUUCUGCUUGCAUGGAUGGCAAAAAGGGAGUGGAGGUGUUGAGGCUCUUAUCACAGCUCCGCUGUGAACAUUUACAGCCAACAGUGGUGACCUUUGGCAGUCUAGCUGCAUGCUUAGGAGGCCAUUGGCGAGACGCGCUUCGUCUGCUGACGGAGGCGGUGAGUUCCAAGCUUCGGCCGAGCUCACCGCUGAGGAAUUCCGUACUCAACGCGCAAAGCCAGGGCCAUCGCUGGCAAGCUGCCCUCGAUGCAAUGCAGACGGGGGUGCAGGUGAGUAGUGCGCCCAACACGAUCACCUUCAAUACUGUCAUGACUGGGCAAGACUGGAAGGAGGCUUCAGAGCUGCUGGGUGCCAUGCGACGUCGGUGUGUCCAACAAAGUAUUGCAUCCUACGGCACGGCUUUGGAGUCGGAGGAAUUGGCGUGGAAGAAUAGCUUGCCUUUGCUGGAACAACUGCAGCAGGAUGCCUUGAAAGUCAACUUGAUCAUUUGCACGUCCUUGAUGCAAGUGCUCCCAUGGGAGCAGGUUUCUCAGCUGCUUCACGCCAUGGAUGACUGGACCCUUGAGCGAAACGUCAUGAUCGUUGGUGCGAGUUUGACAUCCACGCGCUCUUGGGAGAAUGUUCAGGAGGUGCUGGUCAGCACAUUGCAUCGUGGAAUCCAGCCAGAUGCGGUCUGCUGGGAGGCGUUGAUGUUGGCUCAGGGCCAAGGACGAAGAUGGGAACUGGCACAAAGUCUGGUAGUUCCUGCCGCUCAAGACUUAAGAGUUCGAUCUGCCAAUGUGUUGGCCACGAUCUACAACUGGGGCGACCAGUGGACACGGACCUUGCAGGUCUUUCACAGCAUGAAGCAGACGGAUGUGGUGAGUUUCAACUUGGCUUUGGGCGCCUGCCAUCGCUCCAGCGAUGUGGUGGAGUUGCUGGCGUCUAUGAGGGAAAAGCAGCUCCGGCUAGAUGCAGUUGGUGCCAAUGCCGCUUUGAGUUCCUUUGCCACAAUCGCUUUGUGGAGGGAGCCUUUGAAGCUGGUGGAACUGAUGAGGAAUGGAGGCAUCCCCCGUGAACUGGCCACCAGCAGUGGCAUCACCAAUGCCUGCCAACGAGCAGGUCAAUGGCAACGGGCGUUAACAGCCGUGCGUUUGGAAGAUGCAUUGAUAGAUCCCGAGGUUCUUGCUGUUGCAAUCACUGCUGCGGAAGGCCUCGGUAGUAUCUUGAUUGCACUCAAAUUCUACGGGAACAAGAGAUUCUUCAUGCGUAAAGGUGUUGCAUGGUCUCGACCUGGAUGA
Messenger RNA from Cladocopium goreaui, 1647 nucleotides. Lineage: Eukaryota; Dinophyceae; Suessiales; Symbiodiniaceae. The record is from the annotation of a GenBank genome assembly.